Meleagris gallopavo (turkey) is the source of this 759-nucleotide messenger RNA. The record is from RefSeq and is a predicted model, not a curated record. NCBI's taxonomy places the organism in Eukaryota, Metazoa, Chordata, Aves, Galliformes, Phasianidae.
GCCAUGGGGACACCAGUGGGCCUCAGGGUGGGGUUGGGGACACCAGUGGGCUCCAUGGGGUUGGUGGCACCAGUGGGGGCCAUGGGGACACCAGUGAGCCUCAGUGUGAGGUCCAUAUGGACACCAGUGGGUGCCAUGGGGACACCAGUAGGGGCCAUGGGGACACCAGUGGGCCCCAGGGUGGGGUUGAGGACACCAGUGGGCUCCAUGGGGUUGGUGGCACCAGUGGGGGCCACGGGGACACCAGUAGGGGUCAUGGGGACACCGGUGGGUGCCAUGGGGACACCAGUGAGCCCCAGUGUGGGGUCCAUAGGGACACCAGUGGGUCCCAACAUGGGGCUGGUGACACCAGUGGGGUCCAAGUUGGGGUUGGGGACACCAACGGGCUCCGUGGGGCUGAGGACAGGAGUGAGCUCCGGAGUGGGGACACCGAUGUGUUCUGUGGGGACGAGGACCCCAAUGAGCUCCAGGACGGGGACCCCGGCGCUUCCCCCGAGGACCUGGACUUGGAGCAGAAGGUGACGGCCGCCAUCUUGCAGCAAAAUGGCGCCUCUCGACCCCCGGAGCCGCUGCUCUGUUUCGAUGCCGAGGUCCGGCUGACGGCGGGGGGACAACGGGCGCUGCUCCGCCUGACCCCCACCCCAGGGCCGGGGCCGCUUUUUAGGGAUUUUUUCCAUUUUUUGAGGGUUUUUCUGCCCCCAAUGGUGCGGAGGAGGAUGGGGUGGAGGGGGGGAGGACAAUAAAUCAGUGACGUUUGGA